Messenger RNA from Kogia breviceps (pygmy sperm whale), 4599 nucleotides. The record is from RefSeq and is a predicted model, not a curated record. NCBI's taxonomy places the organism in Eukaryota, Metazoa, Chordata, Mammalia, Artiodactyla, Physeteridae.
CGGAAGUCGGCCGCUCGCUAGGUCCCGGCACUGACGGCAGCGAGGCCCCGCCGCCCGCGGGCCCCGGAGCCAGCCCGCACCGGAUUGUAGGUUUGGGGGCGCGCGUCUCCUGGUGUCGACUGAAUCUUGCUGGCUCUUCAGUGUCCCGCCUGCCCUUCAGUCUGAUGCCUGUCCAGCCCUCCGAUCCCCUGGAAUGGAAUGAGUCUAUGCACUCCCUCCGGAUCAGCGUGGGGGGCCUUCCCGUGCUGGCGUCCAUGACCAAGGCCGCAGACCCCCGCUUCCGCCCCCGCUGGAAGGUGAUCCUGCCGUCCUUCGUGGGUGCCGCUGUCCUCUGGCUGCUCUACGCCCACCGCCCUCCUCCUGGCCGGCCCCCUGUGCCCAAUGCCCACAACUGGAGGCUCGGCCAGCCGCCUGCUGACCGGUACAAUGACACCUAUCCCCUAUCAGCCCCCCAGAGGACACCUGGUGGGACUCGGUACAGAAUCGCUGUCAUUGCCGACCUGGACACGGAGUCAAGGGCCCAAGAGGAAAACACCUGGGUCAGUUACCUGAAGAAGGGCUAUCUGACCCUGUCAGACAGUGGGGACAGGGUGGCCGUGGAGUGGGACCAAAGCCAUGAGGUCCUGGAGUCCCACCUGGCAGAAAAGGGGCGGGGCAUGGAGCUGUCGGAUCUGAUUGUCUUCAAUGGGAAGCUCUACUCCGUGGAUGACCGGACAGGCGUUGUCUACCAGAUCGAAGGCUCCAAGGCCGUGCCCUGGGUGAUCCUGUCCGACGGCGACGGAACCGUGGGGAAAGGACAGGGGCUCCCAGGCAAGGCCAUGGCCCCCCUGCGGCUCCUGUGGAUGUGGCUGCUGGUGGCGGGGAUUCAAGGCCUGAAAGACGGUGACAUGCGGCUGGCCGACGGGGAAACCGCCAACGAGGGCCGCGUGGAGAUCUACUACGGCGGCCAGUGGGGGACGGUGUGUGACAACCUGUGGGACCUGACAGAUGCCAGCGUUGUCUGCCGAGCCCUGGGCUUCAAGAAUGCCACCGAGGCUCUGGGCAGAGCCACCUUCGGGCCAGGAAGGGGCCCUAUCAUGCUGGACGAGGUGCAGUGCACAGGGACAGAGCCCUCGCUGGCCAACUGCACAUCCCUGGGCUGGAUGAAGAGCAACUGUAGACACGACAAGGACGCCGGCGUGAUCUGCACCAACGAAACCAGAGGCAUCCACACCUUCGACGUGUCCAGCGAGCUCCCCGCAGCUCUAGAGCAGAUCUUUGAGAGCCAAAAGGGCUGUGACCUGUUCAUCACGGUGAAGACGAAGGAGGAGGACGAGCUGGGCAUCUGUGCCCACAAGCUGAUCCUGUCCACCAACCCCGAGGCACACGGCCUGUGGAAGGAGCCGAGCAGCAGGGUCAGCAUGGAGGUGGACACCGAGUGUGUGCCCGUCGUCAGAGACUUUAUCAAGUACCUCUACUCCCGGAGGAUCGAUGUCUCUCUGUCCUCAGUGAGGUGCUUGCACAAGCUCGCCUCGGCCUACGGGGCCAAGCAGCUGCAGAGCUACUGCGGGCACCUCUUUGCCAUCCUCCUCCCCGAGGACCCCUCUUUCCGGACGCCCCUGGACCUCUAUGCCUAUGCCCUGGCCAGCCGGGACCCCGUGCUGGAGGAGAUCUGCGUGCAGUUCCUGGCCUGGAACUUCGGGCCCCUGACGCAGGCCGAGGCCUGGCCGAACGUCCCCACGGCCCUGCUCCGAGACCUGCUCUCCAGGAGUGAGCUGGUCGCACCCAGCGAGCUGGCCUUGCUGCUGGCCUUGGAGGAAUGGAGCCAGGAGAGGCGCAUCUCCCGCGGGGAGGUGGAGGGCCUGCUGGAGAGGGUGCGUUUCCCCAUGAUGCUGCCCAGGGACCUCUUCACGCUGCAGUUUAACCUGUCCCUGUACUGGAGUCACGAGGCGCUCUUCCAGAAGAAGAUGCUGCAGGCCCUGGAGUUCCACACCGUGCCCUUCGAGCUGCUGGCUCAGUACAGGGGCCUGAACCUCACCGAGGACAUCUACCAGCCCCGGCUUUACACCUCGCCCAACUGGAGCGCCUCCGUGAUGGGUUCCGAUUACAACCGCUACCGGUCCUUCCAGACGCCCCAGCACCCCAGCUUCCUCUUCCAGGCCAGCUCAGUCUCCUGGUCUUUAGUCGACCUCCCCACCCUCCAGAGCUGCUGGAACUAUGGGUUCUCGUGCUCCUCUGACGACCCCCCCCUCCUGGGCCUCUCCAAGUCUAGCUACUCCAAUCCCACCAUCGGUUAUGAAAACAAGGCCCUGAUGCUCUGUGAGGGGAGCUUCGUGGCAGACGUCACCAACUUCGAGGGCUGGAAGGCCCUGAUCCCCAGCGCCCUGGGCACCAACAGCUCCAGGAGGGCUUCCUUCUUCCCCUGCCCGGCAGGGUCCUUCAGCAGCUUCCAGGUCGCCAUCCGUCCCUUCUACCUGACCAACUCCACGGGUGUGGACUAGACCCGAGGCUGGGGAAGCCAGGGUGGCGGAGCACGCAGAGGCUGGGCACCUCCCACCCUUCACCUCCUCUCUGCAACCAUCUCCAACCGCCGGCCACCAGAUGGCGCCCCUGCUUCCGCUGAUCUCGCCGAGCUUAAAGAAAUUACUGGAAGGUUUCAGCUAGUCCACAGACUGAGAACUCGUGCUUCCCGCGGCCUGGCUGGUUUGUUGGGGAGCCACAAGACGUGAACCAGGAGCUGUCGGGUCUCCUACCCUGCCUUUCACUCCGCCCUCUGCUGUCCCUUAUCUGAGAUCAUUGAAAUUGCACUGUGGCUCCCAAGUUCUCUCGUUCAUGCAGAAAGAGUUAUUGAGUCCACUGGGUGUUCGGACGCUGGGUGUGCUGGGCCCCGGGGUCCAGUGAAUGAGCAGACCCAGUCCUUUCCGCGUGACGCUGCAGUCUUGUGGGUGAGACAGGCGAUCACAAGCAAACAAACACGUGGGGUAGAUACAAGCUGGAAUAACGGGGGAUGGAAACCAGAGGGUGGCAGGGGGGAGGCCCAGGCUGGAGCUACUUUAGUGGAUCUCAGUGGAGAAAUGAAGAGUGAGGGGCAGCAGAUGUGGGGAAAUGGCAGGAGGGCGCGUCCCAGGUAGAAGGGACAGCACGUGCUUGGGAUCUUUUCUCCAUCAAUCCUUGCACAUGUGCACAGGGAUGGGGGCAGAGAUUCUCACCUCAGCGUUGUUUGUAAAAAUAGAAAUUUGCAAAGAACCUUAAAAGGUCACCAACAGAGUGCUUGACCACAAAUAAAAGACACCCAUGAUGGGGUGGUCAGGCAGAAGAAGGAUGUACUAGAAGGAUACUGGAAGACCCACAGAAUCUAGGCCAAGCAGGGGGGACCGGGCCUGGAGUUCCGUGGGUACAUCCCGUUAGAAUGCCAUCGCCGGGUUCUGAGCGCUGGACGCUGCCCCUACCGGAGCAGGGCAGGAAUUCUAAACUCUCCCCGCUUCUUUGCGAUGCACACUCCAGGCACAGGGCCCCAGUGGAAGCAUCUGGUUGGCCAGGCUCAGGCCAUGUGCCCUCCACUCUUGGCCGUGGUCUGAGAGAACAAGUAUCUGGACUGUUUUGGCCUCGAGAAGGGAGGUGGCACAAGGCUCACCCAAUGGGAGGGAGGUUCACAGGCUGGGCAGCCAAGACACAGCCGUCCCCGCCGCCACACACUCCUCUUCCCCAGCGGCCCUGCGAAAACAAAAGCAGGGACACAAAGCCUCCGCCUGAUCCCCCACAGCUUCACCCCUUCCCAAAGGGGGCCCCCAGGCCCCCCCGGGCUCCAGGCCCACCAUCUUGGCCACCUCUGUAGUGGUCCUUUGACAUUUUAAAAAUCUAUCACUUUAAAUCACACUGUGGACCAUUGCCCUCACCACUGUCGGCCACAUCAGCAGGUAAAGGAAGACAGAAAGGAAAUGUUUCUUAUCCACGUGCACCAGACACGCACAGGGGAAUGCUGUCGUCGCUGUAGCAAUGAGUCAAGAGACCACAGCGUCUCCCCUCUCCUACCCACUCCGUGGACCUCUGCCCACAGCCAGCACCUCGGCAGUGAAGGUACAGGCCUGGUCAGAUAACCAACCUUCCAGAGAGCUCAAGGCCCUGGUGGGUCCUGGCUGUAAGGCAAUCUACAGCCCCACGUUGAGCCAUUGGAUUCCGGCAGUUUGAGGAGACACCCGAGAAAUCACCGAGUUCCUUCCAUCCUCCUUGUGGGCUUUCGAGUGGCGGACCUGUCCCCCUGACGAUCAGGGCCCACCAGCCCAGGGCAGGCCUCCUGCUUUCUUUCUGCAAGCAUUUGCCCAAGCACGUGAGUGGUCCCACAGGCCAGAUGCUGCUCUCAGCUUCUGGUCAAUGCAGCGUGGAGGUGUCUCUUGGCGGAAACAUUCCUCUCAUAGGUAUAAAACCUCUAAACCAGCAGAGCCCAGAGUUAGGGGGACCAGAAGCAAAACAUCUGCCCCUGGGGGACUUGCUGUCCUGUCCGGCCACCACUGGCUCCCAUACUGGGGUUCCAGGUCCGGGAGAACCACACACUGGCCGUGAGCCCAGUGUGCGCAACGGACUGGAGGACAGGGUUGGGUUUUUGCUUGGGGUUGUUUGGUU